This is a messenger RNA of Pyricularia oryzae 70-15, 2730 nucleotides long. Its product is annotated as chitin deacetylase. The transcript has a single exon. The record is from RefSeq and is a predicted model, not a curated record. Lineage: Eukaryota; Fungi; Ascomycota; Sordariomycetes; Magnaporthales; Pyriculariaceae. Bases 1 to 2730 code for a protein of 909 amino acids. Gene Ontology annotation, molecular function: hydrolase activity, acting on carbon-nitrogen (but not peptide) bonds. Gene Ontology annotation, biological process: carbohydrate metabolic process.
AUGCCCAACACCACCCGUGCACUCCUGGCCCUUGCCGCCCUGAUGCCACUGGCCUGGGGCUUCUCGUCCGGCACCUUGUGGCCGCGGCAAGAAACCCAGGACAUGCCCCGCCCGAGGUUUGGCCCCGUGCCGUGGGGCGAGCAGCUCGGGCGCGACGACUUCCCCUGCGUAAAGGCCGGCCAGAUCGCCUUCACCUUUGAAGACGGCCCUUCGCCCUACACGCCCGAGAUCCUCGGCACGCUGCUCCGGUACAACCUCCGGGCCACCUUCUUCAUGACGGGCGACUUUGAGGGCGGCGGUCUGGCGCAGCCCCUGUACCACGAGCUGGCCAGGUUCAUGUACGACCGGGGCCACCUGCUGGGCAGCCACUCGUACCGCCACGACGACCUGCGCAGGUUCACCGCGGAGCAGGUGCGCGCGGACCUGCUCGAGAUGGAGGCCGCGUUUGUCGAGGUGCUCGGCGUGGUGCCCACCUACUUUCGCGCGCCCUUCACCAGGUGCGACUUUGACGGCGGCGACUGCCUCGAUAGCAUACGCCCGCUCGCCUACCACGUUGUCGACUUCAACAUCGACUCGUUUGACAAUGACGAGUUUGCAGACCCCGCGGACCUGGUGGCAUUGUUCAGGGAGACGCUGGACAAUUCCGACCGCGCUGUCGCCUCGUACAUUGUGCGGCUCCACGAUAACGAGGAAGCCACUGCCAACGGUCUCUUUGAGGACUUUAUCGCCAUAGCUCUCGACGCGGGGUUCGAGCUCGUCACUGUUGGCGAGUGUCUGGGUGAUGAGCCUGGCAACUUUUACCGCAAUCCGCAGACUGGCAAUGCGCUGGGUGACGGCAGCGAGCCGCUUCCCUCGCCGGAUCCUUCCGCCAGCACAGAGUCGACUGUGGCUUCGGCCAGCACGUCGGUUUCUUCCAGCACUGUCGAUGCGACUUCUUCUGCCGCUGAGGCUACUGGUGCUCCUGAAACAACCGGAAACCCCGACACUGUGAUCAGCGAUGCUCAGACCUCUACCGCCACUGAUCAAGAGGCAGCCGUCACUCUUGAUACGCUCACGCAGGAGACUCUGUCGGUAGCAUCUACCACAAUAGAAACUGCUGGUUCGGAGGAUUUGACCAUCACCGAAACCCAGACGUCGACACAAACUGGGGCAGACGCAACGGACGACCCAACAGCGACCAUCACUCCUGCAGUCACUGGCACCUCAGAUGUGGUCAUGACGUCCGGCAGCACGCCAACCAUGACCCAGAUAUCUGUGUCCAGCGCUGUUGCUUUGACGAGCUCAGAGCAGACGACCGAUGUAUCCCAGACAACCCCCGAGAGUUCUCUCGAUGCGACAGGUAGCGUCACGACGACUGAGCUAGUUUCACAGACAACCUCGGCCACCACAUCUGAAGAACCAUCUGCCUCACAGAGCUCAGCAACCACGAGAGCCACCUCUGAGACCACCGACACUGGUUCCAGUACGCCCGCGUCGAGUGCUGCGGGCGGCCAGGGCACUUCCGAAGCAUCCAGUGAUCCUGGCAGUACCACCAUCAUCGGCACCAACUCCAUUUCUGAGGUCACCGAGACUGGCUCUGGCACGUAUACAGCGACAGUCACGGGUAUCCAGGUUACCUCUGACAUCCUCGGUGAUCCCGGAACGCCCACCACCAGCUGUACCACUUCCACCACCAGCUGUACCACUUCCACCUGCACCACUACCGCCAUCGCCAGCACCGAUGGAACCGCAACGUCUGUUAGCUCCACAGACGGUCGAUCGCAGAGCAGUCCCGUGACAACCUCCCCCCUUGAUACAAUCACAGGAGGCUCCGAGACUCUGGACAGCACCACUCAAGAUGCGCAGACAAACAGCCAAUACACUCCAAGCUCACCAUCGCCAACUUCAGCAUCAGAAAUGACCCCUUUGUCCUUGUCUUCCAGCGUUGCGACUCUGGACAGCACCGCCGGAUAUGUGCAGACAAACACCCUGGAGAUGACAGCACCCUCGGCUUCAGAAUUCGCCACAGCACCAUCAAAGUCACCCUCCAGCAUCGACGGGAUUGUGGACAGCACCAUCCGAGAAUCUACCCCAAGCGUGACAGCGGCCCCAGCUUCUGAUGUAACAUUUUCGCACCCAUCCCCCAGCGUCGACGAGACCCAGACCACCAAAGACCAAGCCACCGACAGCAACCUGCCACCCAGCGCGACAGCCCACCUGCCGAACCACAUUCACUACGCCAGCGACACCAUCAUCACGCACACCGCAGGAGCGACAUACUGCCCAUCCUCGAUCGCCCAACACAACAACGGUGCACCAUCCCCGCCCGUACCGACAGGAGGGCCCCAGGACGGCAGCGCUGCGGUCCAAGAGCCAAACGCACACUGCAGCACAUGUCAGGAUGGCGCCGCGAGCGACGACAGCAGCCUUGGAAGCUGGUUGACCAUGGCCAGCAGCAGGGCAAUUGGUGAGCAAGUCGAUUCACAGUCGGUCGCGACGUCGACUGGAGCAGUCUCAGCCGGCGGUACUUGGACGUACACUGCUAGCCUGUCGCCGCUCGGUACUGCUCAGCCCUCGGCUGCUAGUGCGGCCGGCGAUGGCGCUGGUGGUUUGCCGUCUGGUGCUGAAACGGGCGGCGUUGGCGGCCCGAGUGCCGUGCCGACUCGUGUCUUGGACGCGGGUGGCUUUGCUGUUCGCGGUUCUGGCUGUGCUGUUGUGAUUGCUGUUUUUGCGGCAUGUAUGCUGUUUUGA